AUGGCCGAAUAUUUGUCCGUUGGAAUGAAGCUCCACGCCAUGUACGGAGCCGAUGGCGAAUUCUACCCCGCCGAGGUCGCCAGCCUCUCGACCUCGGCGAAGAAGAAGAAAACUCCUGUGAAGGUCCACUACAUCGGCUAUGAGACCACUGACGAUGCCUGGGUGAGCUUGGACAUGUUGAAGUGCAAGGCUCUGCCCAAGGACAAGAAAGCUGCUCCCGCUCCGGCGAAGGCCACGAAGGGCACCAAGGCCGCCGCCGCUCCGAAGGCUAAGGCCAAGGCCAAGGCCAAGGCCAAGGCCAAGCCUGAGAUGGACUACUCUGGACUCACCAAGGGGAUGCGACUGCAGGCUGAAGCGGAUGGCAAGUACUGGGCAGCUGAGGUCGUGGUGGUUUCCAAGAAGAAGAAGGACACGCCUGUGAAGGUCACCUUCAUUGGCUACGACAAGCAGUACGAUGAAUGGCUUGGAGCAGAUCGCCUCCGCUCCAAGGCCAUCAUGCCAAAGUCCAAGGAGGGAAGCAAGGCCGCCUUCGGUGCCGUGAUGCCUCAGGCAGCCAAGAAGCUCCUCUUGGUGAAGCCCAAGGUGAAGGCACCUUUGGACCCUGGCUUCAGUCCCUUGAUUUUGGCCAAGCAGAAGUACUUGGAGGCUGCAAAGGAGUGCAAGGACAAGCUGACUUGGGCCUUGCCUCGUGCUGACGGCUGCGGCCGUUACUCUCUUCCAGUCUUUGCCGAUGGCACCAGGGAAGCUCGCGCAUCUGCCUAUCUUGCAGGCAUUCUUAUCCAGGAGAUGAUUUGGCAGCGCAGUGCCGGAAGUCUUAUCCUCCAUGGCCCACCGAAGAUUUGCAAAUUCAUCGAGAAGUGCUACUCUGCAGGUGGUGCCUAUGAAUUCGAAGUGAUGUCCAUGCCCAAGGUCUGCGGAACCCCCGACAAACCCUUCGAGGUGAAAAUCGUGGAGAAUGAGUCGGAUGUCCCGGAGGCCAAGGACACACCACAGGUUUGCGGCAAGGAUGCCAACGGCUGCCGUUUGGCCUUUGACCUCGGCAAGAGUGACAUCAAGACCGUGGCUGUGAAGGACAACGAGGUGGUGUAUUCAAAGGAGACUGAGUGGGAUGUCACCAAUGCAGACCCACAGUACCACUAUGAUGCAAUUCUGGCUGCUCUCAAGCUUGCCAAGGACACACUCCCCAAGGUGGAUGCCAUUGGUGGAAGUGCUACAGGAACCGUCUCCGCCUUGAACGAGGCAACUUGGUGCGACAUUUUCCCCAACGUGCCUCCUGAUGUCUACAAGGCGAAGGUGGUGGACAUCUUCAUUCGCUUGGGAAAGGAGAUUGCUGGAGACGUUCCUUUGAAGGUCAUCAAUGAUGGAGAAGUCACUGCCUUGGCAGCCGUCCAGAAGAUCAAGGCUGGCAACGUGAUGGGUAUCUCCAUGGGUAGCAGCGAGGGUGCUGGAUACGCCAAUGCCGAUGGCAAUUUGAUGGGCUGGAUCAGCGAGUUGUGCUACUGCCGCAUUGACCUCAACCCCAAGGCUCCAACUGAUCCAUGGUCCAAGGGCGCCCACAGGGGCCUCUCUCACAUGUACCUUGGACAACGUGGAACUACCAAGUUGGCAGCCAAGGGCGGUGUGGAAGUGCCUGCCAACUACAAGUACCCUCAUACUGACAUGUGCACCAUCAAGCACGAGAACCACGCCCAGUGCCUGAAGUUGAUUCAGGAAGCCAUGAAGGGUGACAAGGCAGAUGAGGUGAAGAAGAUCUAUGAGACAGUUGGCACUUACCUCGGCUACGCCCUUGCUGGCUACUGCGAGUUCUAUAAGAUCGACCACGUGAUGAUCUUGGGCCGUGUCAGUAAGGGCAAGGGCGGAGAUAUCAUGCUCGAUCAGGCCAAGAAGGUUUUGGAAGAGGAGUUUCCUCAGUUUGCUCACAUCAAGUUCCACACGGCGGACGACCACUUCAAGGCUGUGGGGCAGUGCAUUGCCGCUGCAGCUUUGCCAGAGCUCAAGUGA
Cladocopium goreaui is the source of this 2001-nucleotide messenger RNA. NCBI's taxonomy places the organism in Eukaryota, Dinophyceae, Suessiales, Symbiodiniaceae. The record is from the annotation of a GenBank genome assembly.